CGAUUAUAGAAAUUGAAACUGUGUUGAGUGUCAUCUUGAGCAGGAGAGAAGAAGAAUGCAUGAGGACGUGUGCAGAAACCACUCUCUGAACAGGACGGAAGACAUGGCGGUUCACAGUCCACCUAACGGGACCACGGCCACCCCGUGGAGGAGCAGCAGGAGGAGGCUUUCGCUCCUGGAGCAGCUGAGGAGCUACCAGGAGGCCUGGUGCCCCGCAGCCCCAUGGGACAGAGAGCAGGCUCACUCUGCCCUCCGUGGGACUCCUGCUGGAAGGUUCCUGGUGAUUCGGGACUUUGGGACAUCUCGGCCCAACCUGCUCUGUGUGUCUGCUGGAGACCAGAACCACGACGUUCUUGAUUACAACAUCAGCUGCACCGACACUGGUACGGUGUUUGGAGCGGAUGACUUCCUCCCCUGCUUGACCUGGGUGCUGCUGCGGAGCGACUUGGCCACCCUGCAGGUGGACACAGACUAUAUGAUGGAGCUGCUGGAUCCCACACAGCUGCAGGGAGAGGGCGGCUACUACCUUACGACUCUGUACGCCGCUCUCUUCUAUAUCAGCAGCUUCCGGCCACGGCUGGCAGCGCGCCAGCUCAGCGUGGAGGCCCAAAACUCUAUUAACCAAUGGCAUCGCAGGCGCACUCUGCAUUGCCACCAAUCACGGCGCAGCAAGCACCGACUGACGAUCCGCAGGCAGUUGGGUCAAAGCAGAGCCAAGCUGACCUCUGAGGCAAAAACGGGGAGUCGGCAUGAAAGUGGAGGAGAAAACGACUCCGACAGCAGUUAUGUGGAGCAGCAGACAGAAAGCAGCUCAGAAGCUCCGCAAACGCUGAAGGAAAACGCACCGAGAGAACAAGAACUGGAGCAGGAGUCACAAACCACAGCUUCAGGUGGUCCUCGCGUAGCUCAGCAGGAGGUGGGAGGAGAUGAGCAGGAAGACAAACACACGGCGGAGGAGGAGGACUGAGGUGAAACAGGAGCUACAAGUAACUCCCAGAUAUCUGGUAUCAGUUCUUCUCGGCGUUUCCACUGAGUCAAUCUUCUCAUCUGAAAACUGCUUCAUCUUCUCUCCCGUCUGUGCUGAUGCUCUCAGGAUGUGUGAGGUUUCCAGGAGUACACGGCCUCCUGCCACAGUCCAGACAUGGAUGUGGGGCUGUGGCUCAAGAGGAUGGACCAACAAAUUAGGGCUUUGUCUUCAGUAAAGAAGGGGUGCACCUUACUGCUCUGUCUACAUUCCAGCCGUCUUCUGUGGUCACUGGACCGAAAGAACAAGAUGAGGUGACCAGGAUGCCUCCUGGUUAUUCCUUUGGUGAAAUCAGAACUCAUCUGAGGGAUUAUAUGUCGUCUAAUGUGGGAGCGCCGAGAGAAGCCCCAGUAGGAGCUGGGAGAGAGAUGUCGGGGAUCCUGACCAUAGAUGAUGGUUAACAAGACGUGUUUCUGGUCAUCUGAGAGUCCAACUGUCCUGCACCUCAGAAAAGGAUGUCAUAAUAAGUUCCUAAAUGUGUUUGUUUCUCUUUUUAGUUGUUGUACCGUUUUCACACUCAGGCCCCCCCCCCCGGUUUGCGCCAAGUGAAAACAAUAAGUGCAAUCAGGGGCUGUGAAUGAACCGUUUCUCCCCUCCCUGAAAGCACUCAUCAGGUGAUCUACGUCUCAACCAUUGCAGUCAGCUGCUGCGUGAACACCUGUUUCCAACUAGUAGCACAGCAUAACUGAAGCGCCAGCGUCAGCCCUUGUGUCUCAGCCCCUCCGGUGUGAAGACAUACGUGUAUACCUGCGCGUGUCCACAGAGCAAACAAGCUCGACCCAGACGCUGCUCCAUCAACACCUUGCAAAAUGUGCCAUUAUCCUAUACCUGUGAUCACUGGCUUCAGAGGAAGGUCACACACAGCAAACCGCUUUCGCAACCUUCAAAACCUCCGCUCACUAAAUCCAACUCCCCCGAAGACACCCACCUGUCUAUGGGACUGUGGAACUGUCAAUCAGCUGUAAACAAAGCUGACUUCAUUACCGCAUAUGCUAACCACCUGUCCCUCGAUGCACUGGCUCUCUCUGAGACCUGGAUCAAACCAUGUGACAAUGCUACCUCAUCUGCUCUCUCAGUUAACCACACUUUCUCCCACACUUCUCUUGCAUCUGGCCGAGGUGGUGGAAUGGGCAUGUUAAUGUCCAACAAGUGGAUAUACAGUCAGUUGCUACCAUCACUAAAUACAACUCCUUUGAAUACCUCGCCAUCCAGGUAAAGCCGGGCGGACACUGUGCGACUUUUUCACUCGUAGCACUCAAGCUUCAGCUCAAACUGUAUGACUUCCUCACAGAGCAGAUCUCACGAGUCAUGCGCUCACAAUGCACGACCCAGUUCUCGGAUGCGACCUGACUGCUCACACUGUACGUCUGGUAGCAACACGUCGGACAUAAAAAUAUGCUAAAAAUAGCAGUUUUUACUCAACACGUCAGACUUUUUUGUCUUGUUUUGCCUGUUGUCCUUCGGGAGCGCUGCAGGAGGACACACAGGGAUUUAUGGGGGUUGGAUGAGGAAAACGAAAUAAAGAAAGUAAAUCUGUGUUUUGUGAUCGGUUUAAUUUGACAUGAACACGACAAACACGCUUCCUUGACAAUCUUUGUGAGUAAAAAAACGUGUAGAAACAAAAACGAACAACGUGUGUUAUUAGGGAAAUAGCGGGUGAGCGGCGUUGAUGCAGGAUUGCACAUGCGCCGUGAGCGGUUCUGAUACUUUUUGGGUCGCAGCUGCUCGCAGCGCCGCUUCAACAGUGCGAUACCCUCACGAGGGACGAGCAAAAUUUUAAACACACCAGAAGUCCGUGCAAGCUCACGACUGCUGAUCGGUAGCUGGUCACGUGGUGUUAAUCGCCUCUCGUAACCCCCGUACACUACACGACCGCUCGGCGCAAAACUCGCCCCGAUGUCGUGGAUUCUCGCACGAGUGGAAAAUCGGCUCAAAAAAGUGAAAAAGUCGCACUGUGUACGCCCGGCUUAACUGUACCGAAAAAAUUAUUUUUGGUUGUCAUAUAUCAACCAGGUCAACUGGUAGACUUUCUUGAUGAACUCGACACCCUGCUCUCCUCCAUUCCUGAGCACAACUGUCCCACAAUGGUCCUUGGAGACAUGAAUAUUCACCUGGACAAUCCCAGCUCAUCAGGCUUCCUGUCACUAAUGUCAUCAUUUGAUCUAAAACUAGUAAAAAGUCCUCCAACCCACAAAGCUGGAAAAGCACUUGAUCUCAUUUUCACCAGAAACUGUGCCGUAGACACAAUCUCUGUCACACCGAUGCAUCUUUCCGAUCAUUACUUCAUCCAUUUCAGCACGACUACAAGGGAGGUCCACUGCUUCCUCCCCAAUGCUCUCAUUCCACCGCAACCUCCGCAAUCUGGCACCCGACUACUUCUCCUCUCUUGUUGCCUCCACUCUUCCAUCUCCCAGCACAUUCUCUGCUUAUGAAGUGAAUGAAGCCACCGAGUCACUCUGCUCCACACUCUGCUCUUGUCUUAACAACUUGUGCCCUUUAGCCACUAGACCUGCUAGAUCCUCUGAGUCGCACCCUUGACUGAAUGAUACCCUCCGGGCUCUACGCACCAAUCUUAGAGCUGCGGAACAGAACUGGCACAAAACAAAAGAUCCUGGUGAUCAACUGAAAUUUCAGGAAUUACUGUCCUCAUUCUCUGCCAGCAUCACUGAUGCAAAGAAAGCUUUCUACACUGACAAAAUUCUCAGCUCUACUGACUCUCAGAAACUAUUUUCAACAUUCAAAACUCUGCUCACCCCUCCGUCCCCACCUCCUACCAGCAAUCUAUCAGCUGACACCUUUGCCUCAUUCUUCACUGACAAAGUGGCAGCGAUAAGCAAACAGUUUACUCAACUGGCCACUCCUGAACAUUCACUACCACAAACUCCUUCUAGUCCAACCAUCUCAAGCUCUACUGCUUCAUUUUCCUCUUGUUCCCCUCUCACUGAGAACUGUGUGUCCAAGCUUCUCACGUGCAGCCGCCCUACUACAUGCCCACUGGACCCCAUUUCGACUAAGCUGCUCCAAGCUAUUGCUCCUACAGUAGCCGCAGCAGUCACACAUGUGAUCAACGCUUCACUGACAUCCGGUACAUUUCCCACCUCUCUCAAGCAUGCUCAGGUUAAACCGCUGCUAAAAAAAACAUCUCUUCCUCCAAAUCAUGUGGAGAACUACCGACCUAUCUCUCUCCUCCCUUUUCUGUCUAAAAUCAUAGAAAGUGUGGCUUUCAAGCAGAUCACAGAAUACCUCUCACAAAACUGUCUGCUUGACCCUUACCAGUCUGGGUUCAAAAAGGGCCACUCCACUGAAACUGCUCUGUUAGCAGUGACUGAAUCCUUAAAAGAAGCUAGAGCGACAGGCAAAUCCUCGGUGCUUAUCCUGCUCGACUUAUCGGCUGCAUUUGACACUGUCAACCAUGGCUUCCUUUUGUCCACACUCUCUACCAUGGGCAUCACAGAGAAAGCACACGCCUGGUUUGAAUCGUACCUCACAGGACGAUCAUUCAGUGUAUCUUGGCUUGAACAAUCCUCUACCGUGCACCAUCUUGCCACAGGAGUCCCCCAGGGCUCUGUACUAGGACCUCUUCUCUUUGCCAUACACACCACCUCACUGGGUGAGAUCAUUCGAUCACAUGGCUUCUCCUACCACUUCUAUGCAGAUGACACCCAACUCUCUGUCAUUUCCACCGGACGACCACACUGUCUCUGCACGAAUAUCAAACUGUCUCUCUGACAUAUCAAAAUGGAUGAAAUCCCACCAUCUCCAACUCAACCUCUCUACAACUGAACUACUACUCCCAGCAAAAUCAUCCAUACAGCACAAUACCUCAAUCCAAAAUGACUUCCUAUCUCUGGCUCCUUCAAAGGCAGUUCGAAAUCUGGGUGUUGUGAUUGAUGAACACCUGACCUUUAAAGAUCAUGUUGCCUCUGUUGCUCCUUCAUGCCGCUUUGCGCUGUAUAACAUACGAAAGAUCAGACCAUACCUAACACAACAAGCCACCCAGCUCCUGGUGCAAUCUACUGUCAUCUCCCGCCUCGAUUACUGCAACGCCCUUCUAACUGGUCUUCCAGGCUGUACUGUGAGACCUCUUCAAACGGUCCAGAACGCAGCGGCGCGUCUGGUCUUCAAUCAGCCAAAAAGAGCACACGUCACCCCUCUGUUCAUUGAGCUCCACUGGCUACCGCUAGCAGCACGCAUCAAAUUCAAAUUGCUAACACUAGCAUACAAAGUCCGAGACGGUACGGCUCCCAUCUACCUGAAUCCUCUUGCAAAGGCUUACGUCUCGGCCUGGCCGCUCCGGUCAUCACAGGAUCGUCGGCUAGCAGUGCCUACACCGCGCUCAGGACAAUCCAGACUCUUCUCAUGCAUCGUUCCACAAAUGUGGAAUGACCUACCAAGCACUACCGGAACUGUGGCCUCCUUUUCAAUUUUCAAGAAACUCCUGAAGACCCUGCUCUUCAGAGAGCAUCUUCUAAACUAGCACCCUCCCUGCUCCCGUCCCCCUCUUUACCGUCCACUCCUUGUUCCCUCCUCUCCAUGAUUGAUGUCAAGUUGUUGUUAUUUUUGUUGUUAGCCUCAAGGGCAACAUGCUGAUUAUCACUUGUAAGUCGCUUUGGACAAAAGCGUCUGCUAAAUACAUAAACAUAAAAGGUGCAGCACUGAUGCUCCACACUCCCAGAGACCAGACAGAGCUCAGAGACAUUUCAGACAAAUGUUUUUAAGGUUUUGGCUGAUUAUCCAUCAUCUCAGUAAGCAUAACUGAGCUAACAUGCUAUAUUUAACUUAAUGAUGCCUUUUUUAUUCAUUUAAAGUGUGUUUGUGGUUCCCACCUGAGAUAGACUUCCUUUUCAGCCUGCUUGAGUGUUUCAUCAGCAGAUCCAUUUUUAUAAAGACAAGGUAGAGAAUACAGUUAAUAUGAAGUUAGCUGUUUGUAGUUUUACAGAAAAGUGUUGCUGAGUACAUUAUUUAUUAUGUGUAUUAAAGCUGGAAGCGUUACACGUUAUAUUAGAUACUCUCACAUAAACACCACAGGUGAACUGGUGUUGGUGCUUUUGCUUCUUUCUGAAUAAAUGAGAUCAUUUACUCUCUGA
Nothobranchius furzeri (turquoise killifish) is the source of this 6111-nucleotide messenger RNA. The record is from RefSeq and is a predicted model, not a curated record. NCBI's taxonomy places the organism in Eukaryota, Metazoa, Chordata, Actinopteri, Cyprinodontiformes, Nothobranchiidae.